Colletotrichum chrysophilum is the source of this 750-nucleotide messenger RNA. RefSeq lists its product as uncharacterized. The transcript has a single exon. Bases 1 to 750 code for a protein of 249 amino acids. NCBI's taxonomy places the organism in Eukaryota, Fungi, Ascomycota, Sordariomycetes, Glomerellales, Glomerellaceae. The record is from RefSeq and is a predicted model, not a curated record.
AUGCACUGUACGUUAGAACUCUGCGCCAGAACGUUUACAACGCCUUACUACGCCAACUUUAGUGCAGCACCGCUAGUCGGGCCUCGCACGGCACUGGUGACGGCCAGAGACGGUACUACCGAAGGCAAUCCCGCUAGUGCAUUUAUUGGGUUGGAGCCGGCCAGUCCAGGUCAACUGCCCGAAGAGAUAAAGUUCAGGAUUAACUACUGCAACUACAAAGACAUCGCUAAAUACCUGGUGGACCUAUUUACAACGUCCAUGAGCACUACUGGAGUGGUUGGAACAACCAACGACAGCUCUACAUCUGGGACCAACCAACAGAUUCGUCAACGUAUUACGCCAGGACUAGGUUUGGCGUUUAGUCAGUUCGACAACAUCGCAGAGCUCAUGGAUGACGUUGCGGACAGCAUGACGGAGGCGUUCCGAACGUCGGCCAAUAACACAGUCCUCGACGGUGUGGCGAUGAGCAGUGUCACAUACAUUGAGAUCACCUGGCCACCACUGAUCCUCCCCAUCGGUUUAGUUCUCAUGACAUUUACGAUGCUCGUAGUCAUGAUCAUCCGCAACAAUCAGCGCGGGAUGCCUAUAUGGAAGAGCUCGAGUUUGGCGUUGUUGUUCCAUGAGCUUUCAGGCUGGGAUGGCUCUAAAACUGCCGCCACGGGACCUGAGGAGGUGGAAGAGCAGGCGAAGAGCAUGCACACAAGGGUUACGAAUGGUGGCGGAAAGCUGUUGUUCUCUAAGGCAGAGUGA